AUGACGCUCAAAUCGGUCCUCAUCACGGGCUGUAGUGCAGGGGGCAUUGGUUUUGCCUUGGUCGAAGCGUUCCAGAAGCGCAAUCUUCAUGUCUUUGCAACCGCGCGCGAUCCAUCUAAGAUGUCACAACUAGACAAGAUACCCAAUGUGACGCUCCUCUCGCUUGAUCCUACUUCACCAGCCAGUGUACAGACCGCCGUUGAAACUGUGCGCGCUCAGACUGGGGGAACGCUCGACUACCUGGUGAACAAUGCCGGCCAGACGACCAUCAUGCCAACGUUGGACUUCGACAUUGAGACUGCAAAGGAGAUGUAUGACAUUAACGUCUGGGGCAUGGUCCGCGUCACGCAGGAAUUUGCGCCGCUGCUCGUAGCCGCCAAAGGUACCCUUGUGAGCAUAAGCUCUAUAUCUACCAGCGUGAUCACGCCUUGGAUGGGCGUCUACGCAGGGUCCAAGGCUGCCAUGACCGCAAUCACAGAGGCUCUUCGUCUUGAGCUGGCGCCUUUGGGCGUUGCGGUUGUGACGGUCAAUACUGGACUUGUCAAAACGAAUGGCCUUGCCAACGGCACCAACUUCAAACUUCCGCCUAAUUCGAUGUAUAAGAGUAUUGAAAAAGAUAUAGCGGGUCGAGCGAGGGGCGAGGACGGAACGCCACGGAUGGAGCCUUCGGUCUACGCCGAGAAAGUUGUGGCCGACAUUAUGGGAGGGGCCAGGGGGCAGAUUUGGAGAGGCGGAUAUGCUUCGAUAGUGCGCUUCGCAUUGUCUAAGCUCCCGGUGUUGGUAACUGAUUGGGUGUUCAUACAAAAGACUGGGUUGGACGUUAUGAAGACUUAG
Molecule: messenger RNA, 834 nt
Organism: Letharia columbiana
Lineage: Eukaryota; Fungi; Ascomycota; Lecanoromycetes; Lecanorales; Parmeliaceae
Exons: 3
Coding region: 1-834 (277 amino acids)
Biological process (GO): triglyceride catabolic process; phosphatidic acid biosynthetic process
Cellular component (GO): lipid droplet; endoplasmic reticulum
Molecular function (GO): acylglycerone-phosphate reductase (NADP+) activity; triacylglycerol lipase activity
Source: RefSeq, a predicted model, not a curated record